GUCAGGACACGGGGGCGUGGCCACCCCUAACGCUCCAGGUGUCUCGCGUGGGCUGGAGACCAGAACUGUUUGGACUGUAACUGUCCUCCGCUGACUGCAGGAGUCAGGGAGUCUGGUGACUGCUGUGGUCUAGCAUAAGGGCGGGACACAGAAGAAGGGGCGGGGCGUGGGCAAAGCCUGUCACCUGGCCAUGUGGCAUCCGCUGGGCCUGCUGCUGCUGCUGCUGCUCCCCUACGCCUUGGUGCCCCCCUCGUCCUCGGCCCCCAUCCACGACGGUGAAGCCCAGGAGAGCUCCUCAGAUUUCCUAGGCCUCCAGAGCCUCCUCCAAGGCUUCAGUCGACUUUUCCUGAAAGAUGACCUGCUGCGGAGUCUGGACAGCCUCCUCUCUGCCCCUUUGGACUUCUGGGGCCUCCCCAGAGACUUCCACCAACAGCAGGACCAGGAGCGCCAGCUGGGGAACAAGACCCUCUCCAGCCACCUCCAGAUUGACAAGGUGACGAACAACAAGACAGGAGAGGUGCUCAUCUCUGAGAAGAUGGUGGCCUCCAUGGAGCCAGAAGGAAGCCUGGAAGGUGACCAGAAGUUUCCCAAGGAGAAGGAAGCCCUGGUGUCCCCUGGAAAGGGCAUAGGUAGCUCCCAUCCGCAAGCCCACCGCCGAGUGGCCUUCUGGAUCAUUAAGGUGCCACAGAGGAAGUUCCAUCAGGAAGCUAAGGAGGUCGGCAACUGGCAAAGCGAGAAGAAACACCGCCUGCAGGCCAUCCGGGAGGGGCUCCGAGAGGGGGCCCAUGAUGGUGUCGUGGAAAGUGGGGCCCAGGACUUCCGCCCCAGGCUGCCUGCCCGCAAGACCCACUUCGUGUAUAUCUUCAGGCCCUCCCAGCAGCUGUAGAGGUGGGGCUGGAGGGCCCUGCACAACCCCUCCCCAGGUCCCACCCCCAGCACCAUAUGGAAAUAAAAGAGUUCUAACACCUAGUAAA
Cavia porcellus (domestic guinea pig) is the source of this 974-nucleotide messenger RNA. RefSeq names its product dickkopf like acrosomal protein 1 (gene Dkkl1). The record is from RefSeq and is a predicted model, not a curated record. Bases 191 to 886 code for a protein of 231 amino acids. The transcript has 5 exons. NCBI's taxonomy places the organism in Eukaryota, Metazoa, Chordata, Mammalia, Rodentia, Caviidae.